This is a messenger RNA of Dermacentor albipictus, 2865 nucleotides long. RefSeq names its product protein toll-like. Gene Ontology annotation, molecular function: transmembrane signaling receptor activity. Gene Ontology annotation, biological process: innate immune response; toll-like receptor signaling pathway; inflammatory response. Gene Ontology annotation, cellular component: plasma membrane. Lineage: Eukaryota; Metazoa; Arthropoda; Arachnida; Ixodida; Ixodidae. The record is from RefSeq and is a predicted model, not a curated record.
AUGUACAUUCAUGGCCCUGAAUUGAUACGUGGCUUUGGCUGGCGAACAGGUCUCCUGGCGAUCAUAUUGGCGCUGUUUGCCGCUUAUCUACGCUACAAGCAGGUGCUGAAGAUGUGGCUACGUGGUCGUGGUGUGUGUGGUUUGGCGUGGGGCGCCGCGGAGGACGAGCUGGACACGGAUAAGCUGUUUGAUGUGUUCGUGUCGUUCAGCAGCAAAGACGCCGACUGGAUACACGAAAAAAUCAUUCCGGGACUGGAGGCGAAUGGCUUCUCCUGCUGCACUUACGAGCGCAAUUUCAAGGGCGGCUUCCUUCUGCAGGACAUCAUUCACGAUGCUGUGGCGCGCUCACGGCGGACACUUCUUGUUCUCACGCAGAACUUCUUGGCGAGUGACUGGUGCCGCUUAGAGUUCCGGUUGGCACACCAGCGUGCUCUGCUGGACAACGUCAAUCGGCUUGUCAUUGUCCUUGUGGACGAGCUAUUGCCUGGUACACUUGAUGAAGACCUGCGGCUGUACGUGCGUGCAGCGAACUACCUGCGUUGGGGUGAGCCGAACUUCUGGGACAGGCUGCUGCACUCUCUUCCCACGAAACAAGCUGAAAGAAAGCUCAUCAUCGAGGGAGUGUCAUCGCAGCUUCCCGCAAACAGCACUGGCGACAUCGAGCUUCAAUAGCUUUUUAAAUGCAACCAUAGAAUUAAGAAAAAGGGCAGAAGGAAUCCCCGCCCAGAACAAAGUGAGGCAGCGUCAUUUUUAUCAUCGCGAAUAGUUAUCAGCCAAAGUCAUCAGCACCGCGCAUCUGCAUGUCACACGAGCCAUGACACACGUGCUUUCGUUCUGGAUCCAGCUAGCCGCCGCCGCCGCUAAGUAUUCAGCCUUCGCCAUUUUUCUGAUGCAAAUUUAGGGUUUCGCGUAGCUUCAGCCGCCGUCAUGAAUUCCUACUAUAGUGACCAAAUAUAAUGCGCCGUUCUCUUAGCAGACCGCUGCCAUGAAUCCGCCGCAGUUCUUCCCGCCGCUUCCGCUGUUUCAGUUUAGUGGUCUGCUCGAACAGAUCGACGUCAUCGUGGAGCUGAAAGGGGUCAGUGCAUAAGCGAUGAAACGUGUCAUCCUUGAGAACGCCCUAGCGUGCAAGAUACAUAAAGUUUUCGUCGACCCGUGCGCCAGCCCAUGGCCCUACGACGAUCUGCGCCCUGCGGUGCUGGACUAUUACGGAUCCCGGUACCUCCCGCUUCCAGAGCUCGACCAUGGGGUACCACAUCUGCCGCCACCAACUCCUUCGGCGUCCAUCGCCUCAGGUCUAGAACCAACCACCUCUCUUCUUCCGCCGUGGCACCACGUUGAGCCGCACCGGUUUCCAUUGGCUAAUGCCGUGUUGAUGGAGACAUGCGCUACCCCGGAGGCCUUGGCCCCUGCCUCUCACGCACCGCGUCCGUUGUAAAAGCCCGCGCACCCUUUUUACAUCCGGGGUACUUCUAAUGACAGGUUCCUGCCAUGUAUGCGACUUUCUUGCCACCGUUGAUGGUCCGUGAUACCGCAGUCCCAGAGUCAGCUCCUGUGCCGCCGUUGCUUAUGCCUACAGUCAUGCUUCUGCCUACACACCACCCGAGAUCCAACACUACUGGACGAUGUGGCAGCGACUAAGGUUGCGCUGGUGCCAUCGAAGUGACCCUCGCAUCGCCCUUCUAGCGCUGCCAUGGUCUGGUACCCCUCCACUAAAAAGAACAGUGUGCCCUACUGUGCAAUAGUGUCGUGUGUGCAACCACAGGCAUGGAUAGAUUGCGCCUGUGCUUGUGCCACUUUACUUCUUCUGCCCCUAUGUACGGCUCGGUCCACUUCAGACCAGCAUGUCGGCUUUGCCAGAUCGUGCAAAGAGCGUGCCUUUGUCACUGCCCUCUUGCACUACGCUAAUUUCACAUCCGACUCCCAGAGGAUCCACAACCUGAACCACUGCGAACACGUUGACGAAUCGAAUUGACAACCAGCCUUGUACAUCCGCCAUUUCAGCUUUAUGUAGACUUCAGCUCUGUGGGGGAAGCCAUCUGUAGCGUCAUCUGUAUCAUCCCGACAACUCAUCUGCCACAUAACAAGCGCGACAGACUUGCCGUAUAUAUUUGGGCGUUUUCGCUAUUAAGCAUGAGGAUGCGGGAUCAAACUUCGGCGCCAGCAGCUACGUUUCGAUGGCGGCGGAAUGGAAAAGCUCUCGUGUACCGUCAUAGGCUGCGGGGAAAAGAUCCCCGGUGGUCAAGCAGUCCCUCACUUCAGAGUGCCUCAUAACCAUAAUGUGGCAUCAGCACGUAAAACCCGGAAUUUUAUUAAUCAGCGCCGUGUGUCUGCAUGUGGCGCGAGAAACGUGAAACACGCUCUCGUUCUCGACCGGGCUGAUCGCAGCAGCCGCCGCUGCGCUCUCGGCCUUCAACUUUGUUCCGAAAUAAAUUCAGUGACGAGGGCAUGCCUCCUCGGCCACCAUCGACAUCCCGCGGUAGCGGUGACAGUGGAGAACCAGAGCCGGUUUUUACACAGCUGCUCAGCGAGUCAGCUUCCAACAUGUCGCCUGGCUUUCGCCCAGCGACCGAUUUUCCACCCCAUCUGUCCGCACCGUUUGAUGGGCCAGCGUCGAGUAUGAGCCAUGGAAAAACUUUUCAUUCGCCCCGACUACAUGUCAGCCAUGUUAUGAGUGGACAUUAUAUAUAGUCCACGUUCUCUCUUUAUUAUUACUUUCUGCAGUCGCUCGUAAAAUCAGCAAUCUGCUUGUCCUCGCUCUGUGGGUCUGUUGGCGUUGCAGCUCUCUACACAGGAAAUAAGGAAUCGUGGUUAUGUCCACCCGAUCACAAUUUUUUUAGGUGGACAAAUUAUUAUGCACUCAACGGA